This is a messenger RNA of Porites lobata, 4902 nucleotides long. Lineage: Eukaryota; Metazoa; Cnidaria; Anthozoa; Scleractinia; Poritidae. The record is from the annotation of a GenBank genome assembly.
AAAGGCUGGGAAAUUCAAUUCGCAGGACAAGGCAUGAAUGAUUUCAAGAAAAGUGCCAUACCAAAUCCUGCUGAAACUGGUGAGUAUAAUCUUUUCAUCUGGUUGGUAAAUGGUGGUUUAUAGUCCACAAUGAACUCUCACUCUGCUAUUAACGGUAUUCCGUAAAAGGGGAAAGCAGUUGAAAUCUUGGAAAAAAUUGCAAUCGUUUGAAUAAAAUAAUCUCUUGUUGCUGAAGGCCGCUCGUUGGUAGGGUGGUUCCCUGGGUGUCCAUAAUAAGUUUUGUUUUGAAACUAUGUCCAGUGAUGAUCACCUUACGUUUUCUUUAACUUCCUUGCAAUAAAUAAUUCACACCCCAGGAAUAAGUAUUUGUGCAAAGAAAAAGCUGUGGUGAAGAACACAGCAUACACGAAACUGACCACGUUAAAUGUUUUUUUGCUGCGUUUAAGGCCAGACUGUAGGAAAUCCACUACCUUCCGCUUUUUUCGAGGAGCAAGUCCAUGGAGGAAGACAUCCGAGUGAUGACAAGAGAUACACAAUAGGUAUGGUGCUUACUUCUCAGGGAUUACUGAAUUGAUUACAUGCAAAUGAAUAUGAAUCUUCUGAUAUGACCACACUCAGUCUACUAAAUUUGAUAGGAAUUUGGUAAAUUCUAUGACUCUUUCAUUUCGUUGUGAAACGUCCAUGAUUAUUCACCUACGCACAACAUUCCUUUAGCAAAAUCCCAUUCCAUGAGAAACAGAGGUUGUAAAUGACUCCCACAGAACAAAGAUACUCCUUCCAUUUCGUCUUUAUAAGAUUACUUUUAUCCAAAGUUGAUUUUUUUUGUCAUAAUUUGUAUUUUCACAGAGCAAUUGAAUCAUGCUGCGAGACAUCGUAAUGUUUAUUAUGAUACAGUCGGCGGAGAUCCCUAUGGUAAGAAGGGAAAAGAAAGAGAUGAAGAGUUUUUGUUGUUGACACGUAUUAGUAUGUGUAAUCAAAUGGUGACGAGUGAAAUUAGGGAAUAAUUUCACGCGCGUUAUGCCCAAAUCCUUAUAAUUUAAUUAUUAGGAUUUGGACAAAACGCAAGUGAAAUUAUUCCCUAAUUUCACGAGUAUACCAUUUGAUUACCUAUUAAUAUCAUGGGUGACGAAUUACCUUAGCAAUCGAGGAUUUUUGACUUGUUUAUCCUGGAUCGUAUCGAUCGAUCGUGAACUCCACUCUCUCAAAAGUUUAGAGCUGAAAUUUGGCUUAAGUUUUCGGAAUUUUUCGACAACAUACCUCUAAGAAUCCUUCUUGAUGAGCUCUUUCGUAUGUUCAGGUUUUCUAAAGCGUCUUUUUAUGCCCUGACAUCUUCAUUCAUGACAUUUUAAAACUUCGUCGCCAUCUUGAAACGGAGACGUACGGCAGGUUGCCAUGGCAAUGUAGUAAUUUCACAUGUGAAAUUACAAAUUAACGCUGAAAUUUCGCGCCAAAGUUAAGGAGUAAUCCGUCACCUAUGAUAUUACAUGAUAAAAUAAAAUUAGAAUAAAGAAUAAAUGUAUUAAUACUAUUUUGGUGAUGAGAAGCCCAAACUAGAAGCCAGGGAUUUGCAAGGUAUGUGAUCUAGAGUAAAACAAUACAAUACACCCACGCGUAACAUUAAAAAAAGACGCCAAGUUACAGCAAGAACUUACAUAAAACGAAAUGGAACGAUAAUUAAAACUCUUAACAGGAAAGAAGAAUGCAAAAUCUAACAUAUAAUUUUUGUUAAGUUCAGAGGGCAGAUAGAGGAAAAUAGGGAAUUGAGCUGGCAGUAAAUUUGAAUUAGUUGUGUGGUUUUUCAAAGAUGCUUGCUUGGUAUUGGGUAGUUCUGACCUGUUUACAUGGAUAAUCGAACAGGAGUGUUUUAUAACAUACGAAACGUUUAAAAUAUGAUGCGGUAUAUUCUGCAAGUAUGCUGAAGGGUCUUAUGACUUACCGAGUCUAUAAGCUCAAGAGAUGGCCUUCAUAGAGGGGUUGUGGGGGAGUUAAUCACUUACUGUACCAUGAAUGACAUGAUCAAGGGAAAUAUCCAUUUAUAGCGGUCAUCUUGGAAUAAGGACAAAGAAAGUUUAUAUAGACUAAUCUUUCCCACCCUCGGAGCCGCAUCAUUGCUGUAUACAUUUACAAUUUUCCGUUGUAUGCCUUCUCAGUGGCCUGCAUUUUUACAUAUAGCACUUGACAAAAAUAUUUGUAAAUUUGAUUACUCCUUUUGUUAUUCAGUAAUAUGGCUAACAUAACUCUAGAUCAAAAUGACAAGGAUUUUUAGACACAAGACUAGGAACCCUGUUAAGGUUCUUCUCGCGUUGGUGUUAACAAGCUAUCGUAAAGUUCCAAAAGUAACGACCCCUCGAAAGUAGCGAACCUCCGAAGGUAGUGAUAAAAUGUCACAGGUGUUAGCAAAUCCCGAAAGUUACCAUCCCCCCCCCUCCCCCAAAUAACGACCCUCCGAAAGUAGAGACCUCAAAACUAAUUUUCCUUUUUGCAAAAAAUAGAUAUCCUGAAAAAAUGCCACACUGAUCCUAGAUAUGUUAAUAAUGAUUAUUGAACAUUCCUAUUUAUAACUCUUAAAGUACAGGAUAUACAUUACCUUUUCUUCAAAAAGUAUUCGUUUCAUAUUUUUUGCGAUUUUAUUUUUUUAAAGUGCCAAUGUAGAGUACACGUUUUAACCAGCCGAAAGUAAUUACCCCCGAAAGUAAGGAUAGCAGAAUGGUGGUAAAUCCGAAAGCAACGAGGGUUGUUUCUUUCGUAACUUUACGGUAAUGAAAAAAGCAAAAUUGGUCGCUGUUAAUUAUGCCACUUUCAUUCAAUAUUUCAACAGCAUCGAACACUUGCCUAAUGAUUUUAUUUUGAAUAGGUCACAGCAGCACUGUGCUGACGCGUUCACACAUCGCUGUUCCCGGUCACAAGAAGAAGAGGUCGCUUCUGCAAGCUGAAACGGCAAUUUCUGCACGUGAGUAUAAGAACCUUUCACUCACGUGGACAGCACCUAUGUAAAUUUCUUGGGACAAAACGUUUUUACGUGAGAGAAAAAUUCAAUUCACACAGGAUUCUUUGGUACACCAGUAUAGCCGCCGUUCCUUUGCUUUAAAAACCAAUGUGGUCACCGUGAAGUCAUGUGAAAACAAUCUAUACAAUUGAACUAUGGUGCCGAGGGGGAUCAUAUCAGGAUUAAAAGUUGCCUGGGAAACUCUGGGUAUUACCCUGAAAGUUAAAGAAAAUUUCAGCGCUUGUAACACGUUAGAAGAUGUCUAUACUUCAAUUCUUCGGUUAUACUAUGACGUCUUACAACUCCAAACUGCCCUUUAACUAAGAUCCGCCAUAUUGGAUUGCUACUAAAAAAUCAAAGUCCAAAAGUAAAGUUAGUUGCGAUAAAAACAUCGCAUGAACAAAAAUGUGCAGACAAUAAUCUUCUUUGAGAUUUACUCAAAGGACUCAAAAACAUCAACAAAUUGAUCCAAAAAAUAAAAUCCAUUUGUCAGCCAGACAAGAAAGAUAGUAUUUUUGAAUUAACAGCUUUUUCGUUUUUUUAACAUUUUUUUUUAGCCCAAGCGGCUCCUGCAGGUUUCUUUGAGCAAAAAAUUGCUGGGAGAAGACAUCCUAAUGACGAUAAGAGAUACACCAUCGGUAAAUAUUCAUGGCACAGUUAUAAUUUUUUUACAUUGCUACAUUAAUAUUUGUUUGCUAAAUUCGUGUAGAUUCGUCUUUACAGGUACUAAGACUGCGCUUUAUUUUUUUAACCUCAGCUCAGUUAAACCAAGCCGCCAGACACCGAAAUGUAUAUUACGAUACUGUUGGGGGAGAUCCAUAUGGUGAGAGAGGGCGACAUUCUUAAUUAUUUGUUGGCAUGAGUCAGUAACUGAUAUCCAUUGACCACGGGGAAAAGAACGAGGGGAGAAGAUAGAAUGGAUCCAGUAUUUGUGUGAGGAGAGGGGGAGGAUCCAGCAGUAAAAGGGAAAAUGGUGAUCGGUAGCAAAACGACAUUAUACUAUGAACUAUGAAUGAACUACGGUGAAACGGACGUGAGCUAUAGCGGGAUGUGGGAAAGGAAAACAACGUGUUAACUUAAUUUAGAAGAUGGGGGAACUAUCAGAAUCUAGUAUGAACGUAGUAAUGGCACGAAUACGGCGUGAAACGACUUAUUUUCCACGUUAUACUACUUCAUGAGAAAUGUCUGCAAUUUGAUUGGCUUAGAGCAGUGGUAUUUCAGGUUAAUUUGAAAUACCUACAUGUGUAAAUUACAAACCUUUGCGGGUAGUAGUAUAUACAAAUAAUAGCAUGAUUUGUAGUGAUAUUUGGCAUAAAUACCACUCAUGAUAUUUAAAAAUUGUCUCAAAUUACGUAUAACAAUUUCGAAAUAUCACUCGUGGUAUUUAUGCCAAAUAUCACUACAAAAUAUGCUAUUACCUAUACAAAAUCUAACUGUUUCCUACUGCUGAUCAGUGUAACCAAGAGCCAUUAUGGCUCUUGGUGUACACAAAGACUUGGGAUAAGAUUGAUGUGAAAAGUGAUUAACCCUAGCACACAUGCACAGAUUCGGCUCGCAAAUCUCAUCCACCUCGACAUCGCCUUUGGAUAUAGUUCCAUGUUAAGUGCUUUGGACAGAAAAUGGCGAGAUAAAUUUCAUUUCGAGGGGUGGUGUCUAGAUCUAUCUGCCUUAUAGUAUCCAUACAGAUGUAUACUACAGUAUGUGGUAUGCAUCUAGUCGGCUCUGGACUCAUUAGGGUGUUCGUGACGAAUUUUCUCUGUAGAAUAAGAUAACCUACGAAGUGGGCAGUGACAUCCAAAUAUUGACGAAAUUAUAAUUGCAAUAUUUCAUCAGGUAACAGCAGCCCAGUUCUCACCCGUUCACAUAUUGCCGUGCCCGGACAGAAAAAGAAGAGAUCAGCUGAACAAGAAAAGUAA